Molecule: messenger RNA, 1398 nt
Organism: Myxozyma melibiosi
Lineage: Eukaryota; Fungi; Ascomycota; Lipomycetes; Lipomycetales; Lipomycetaceae
Product: ubiquinone biosynthesis monooxygenase COQ6
Exons: 2
Coding region: 1-1398 (465 amino acids)
Biological process (GO): ubiquinone biosynthetic process
Cellular component (GO): mitochondrion
Molecular function (GO): FAD binding; 2-octaprenyl-6-methoxyphenol hydroxylase activity; oxidoreductase activity, acting on paired donors, with incorporation or reduction of molecular oxygen, NAD(P)H as one donor, and incorporation of one atom of oxygen
Source: RefSeq, a predicted model, not a curated record
AUGGGAUCAACCACCGGUCGCAAGUUCAGCGACAUUCAAUCUGAUGUGUAUGAUGUUGUCAUUGUCGGUGGAGGAGUAUCGGGACUUACUCUGGCCGCAGCAUUGAAGGCUUCGCCAUACACAUCCGCCCUGAAAGUAGCCCUGAUCGAGGGAAUGUCGCUUGCGCCCGCCACCAAAUGGGAUCCAUCUCCCGACCAAUUAUCGAACCGGGUAUCGAGCAUCACGCCAGCUUCGCAAGCCUUUUUGCAAAAGAUCGGGGUUUGGGAUUACGUCUACCCCGAGCGAGUGCGCCAGUAUGAUGAUAUGCGAGUCUGGGAUGGUGUAUCUGGCGCGCGGAUCCAAUUCGAUUCAUUCCAGCUCGACGCCGCCGGAGCGCCGAUGGCCUACAUGACAGAGAACCUCAAUCUACAGCAGGCCCUUCUGGAAUCUCUUGCAGAGGCUCCUGGCGACAACCAGGUCAAGAUUUUCGACAGCACCAAAGUUGAGCAAAUAACAAAUUCAACUGAUCAGCUCGAUGACGUCGAUCUUUCGUCAUGGCCUGCAGUGAAGCUCUCGAACGGCUCGACACUACGGGCAAGACUACUGAUUGGUGCCGAUGGCGUGAAUUCUCCAGUCAGAUCGUACGCCGGCAUCGAAUCCCGCGGCUGGGAUUACGGACAGCAUGGAUUGGUCGCGACGUUGACGAUGGAAUGGGACGAUCGACAAGAUAUCGCCUGGCAGCGGUUCUUGCCGACCGGCCCAAUUGCGCUACUGCCAAUGCCGGGUGGGAAGGCAAGUCUGGUUUGGUCUACUACUCCCAAGCUUGCUGCUCAUCUCAAGUCGCUUGACCCCAAAGCCUUUUGCACACUGGUGAACGCUGCCUUCAGACUGGAGCUUGCAGACCUGAACUAUCUUUACACCCGAUCAGACCCAGAAGAAAUCGAAGCCGAGUUUGAGUGGAGAGAUGGCAUGCUGCCAAUGGAGGACGAAGGAGCGAAAUUCCCUGUCCGGGUAGUCGAGGUGCAGGAAAACACGCGAGCGAGCUUCCCUCUUCGCAUGCGGCAUUGCGACUCCUACGUCGCUCCCCGGGUCGCCUUGGUCGGUGACGCGGCUCAUACUACGCACCCACUGGCUGGUCAGGGGCUGAAUCUGGGACAAGGGGACGUCGCGUCUCUGAUGUCUGUUAUCGAGCGGGCAGUCGUACGAGGCGCGGAUAUCGGAGACGAGGUGGUUUUGCAGGAGUACUGGGCAGAGAGAUAUCCGGCGAAUCAUGUAAUGCUCGGAGUCGUUGACAAGCUUCAGAAACUGUAUUGCACGGACUCGAAGCCUGUUGUCGCACUGAGAUCUGCCGGGUUGGAAGUUGUUGCUAGCAUGGACUGGAUUAAGAAGCUGAUUAUGAAGCAGGCUACAGGUAUAUAA